AGCACAGCGCAUACUAAUUCAUCAUUCACGUAAUAAACGGUCCUCCUCCAUCAUCACAAGAAUAAUCUGGUCAUGGAGUCUACCGAGUACCGAGUGGAUGUUUGUUACCAAAAAGAUCUCAUGAGGUUGAGCUGAAACAUUCCUAAGGAUGAAGGUUCUUCUGUCGAACUUAGUAUGCUCGUAUCAACAAUGAACUCAGAUUGGUCCGGAGUCUAGAACAAUCCGUGGCUCCUUGCUCUUCUGGUUACGACCUCUCGUACGUAAGGUUACGCACUUGGCAGAUAUAUCAAAGGACCGGGUCAUGAUAAAUCAGAGUGACACUUGAAAACCACUGGUCACCGUCCAUUCCAAAACUUCGCUCUCAUUUGUUCUCAUGAUGGACAUUCAGAGAUCCAAUGUGCUGUGACCAACAAGUGUGCAAGAAAGGCUUGGGAGAGAAGGACCCUACAUGCUACAUUUAAUAAUAGAAUGGGGGCUGCAAAAGAAAUACUGCAAACCCACUAUCACCCACCGAAUGCAUUCAUACAUCCAUCCACUUCUUGGAAUGAAUGAUCCGGAACAUCUUGUUCAACUUCCCUUCUUUCGUGAUAUCGAUCUCUGCGGGAUUUGGGGCACCCUUUUCUUGUACCCCUCUCCGUAACUCCUUUAUGAAGAAGGAAGGAAAGGAAAGGAAAGGAAAGGGAAAGAGGAGAGGGGAGGGGAAAGAGAAGGGAAAGGAAGGGAAGUAGAGAAGAAAGUAAAUGAACAGGAGGAAGAGAAAAAUAACAAAAUAUUAGUCCAUCAAGUCGAAAGAUGUAAGAUGUUAAUCAAUCAUCAGACAGAUACUAACUAAUAUUCAAUAUCCCAAUGGAAUCCUCCGUGUUCCAAAGUGCUCCAAAGUGCUCCAAAGUCCGAAGACACCGCAGCUAGGUAGAUAGAUGAUUACUUCCAGUCUGCCUGUCACAGGUAGUAACUGGUUCAUCCUUUUUUCUCCCUUGGUUGACUGGCUGGCUGGCUGGCUGGGUUGGUCGGUCUGGUCUGGUCAGGUCAGGUCAGAUCAGGUCAGGUCUAAUCACAUAUUCACUAUCCGGACAUCAACAUAUUUUGUACACCCCCCAUAUAGACAGAUGGAAAGAUAUCUAGGCACAGAUGCAAAUAUAUAUAUAUAUAUAUAUACCUACUCGAUUUCUUCUCUCUCUAUGGAUAUCUGGGUACCCAGCAUGUACGAUUUGUGAAAUUCCAAGAUUUGUACCAAUACCCAAGCAAUAUCAAAGGAUUCCACGCCUUUACAACAAUAAAUACAACAUUGGGCUUUUGUUGUGGGGAUUAGAUUUUCCGAGGGACCAUUUUCCCACAUCCAUCAACAUAUUCACCUCACAACUUACCAUUCACCCAUUCACCCAUCCACUCACAUUCGAGAAACACCUUUUCUAUACACACACGAAGUACUAUUCUUACCAUCCACACUCAACUCUUUGGAGUGAAAAAUAAUUACAAAUGACCAAUGAAAGCGUCCCAUCUACCUAUAGACCUUGAAUUCUACUAUAUCUAUCCCCACUUCUAGCAAGAUUUAUUAGACGAAGGAAAGAUAUUAUUAUUAUUAUUCUAUUCUACCCGUCUUCUAUUUCAUUCAACCCUGCCUUGACCUUCCACCCCACCAUCGCCAUCUGAAGCAAGCAAGUAAACCCACUCACUGAACAACUUUACAACAAAAAAAUUGCUACACACCAUUUCAUCAUCUGUUGAGCGACAACUUUUGUCGUUCGCACAUUAUUUUAAUCCUCACAAUGUCCUCUUCUACUUCUACUCCGACACCAACACCAGCGCCAAAGACAGUACCAGUCGUCGCACCUAAACCCGAACCGGUCAAAGAAAAAUCGCCAGUUCCUGUUGUCCCACCACCCAAGGAAAUCGAGGUGGAGGAACAAGAUGAUGAAAGGAGUGAUGAUGGGUCCGUUGGUCUACCAGAUCUCGGAGAGAAUAUCGAUUCGGCCACAUUCGAACAAAUUCUAGAGAUGGACGAUGACGAAGAUGAGCGGGAAUUCAGUCGUUCUAUCGUUUUUGGAUUCUUUGAGCAGGCCGAGCAGACUUUUGUCAAGAUGGAUGAUGCACUUGAGGAGAAAGAUUUAGCAACGCUUUCAUCGCUCGGUCAUUUCUUGAAGGGCUCCUCGGCAACAUUGGGAUUGACAAAGGUGAAGGACAGCUGUGAGAAGAUUCAACAUUAUGGACAGCAGAAAGAUGAAGCUGGUACAACGGACGAACCUGACAAGGAGAAAUGUUUGGCAAGAAUCAAGGAAACGUUGGUUUCGGUGAAGGAGGAGUACGAAGAGGUUGAGAAGGUCUUGAAGAAGUUCUAUGCCACUUGAAGGACGGCCGCAUGCACACACCCCCCUCAAAAACCCCCCGAUGAUGGAAGAUUGUUCUCGUGCUUGAGGAUAUCUGAUGUGGCAGAAGUAACCAAAAGUAUUGCCUAUCGGGGCUCUUGUGACGACAUUGAAGUUCACGCACGAGCAGUAUACUUCUCUUACAAAACAAAGCUCCCCAUAGCUCAGGCGUCUCGGAUUGCAUUCACAUACUUUAUGUUGUCUGGAAAUGGCAUACAUGGUUUUCUUAUGGGGGUUUUCUCUUUUUUCUUUCUAUUGGUUCACACGAGGGAAAUGUUUUUAUUUGUUUCUGUUAGCUUCUCUUUUCCCCCUCAAACUUGUCUAUGGAUGACGGAAGUCGAGGAGGAAUUUUAGUUAGAUGAGGUGACGAGGUGAUGGAUUACCAGAUUCAAUGUCAUGGUUACUCAGCACAUGAAGUCACGACAGACGCAUCAAAUCAGAAG
Botrytis porri is the source of this 2806-nucleotide messenger RNA. RefSeq lists its product as uncharacterized. Gene Ontology annotation, cellular component: cytoplasm; nucleus. Gene Ontology annotation, biological process: phosphorylation; phosphorelay signal transduction system. NCBI's taxonomy places the organism in Eukaryota, Fungi, Ascomycota, Leotiomycetes, Helotiales, Sclerotiniaceae. Bases 1767 to 2345 code for a protein of 192 amino acids. The record is from RefSeq and is a predicted model, not a curated record. Gene Ontology annotation, molecular function: protein histidine kinase binding; histidine phosphotransfer kinase activity. The transcript has 3 exons.